Drosophila persimilis is the source of this 1108-nucleotide messenger RNA. Its product is annotated as inositol oxygenase. Bases 68 to 946 code for a protein of 292 amino acids. Lineage: Eukaryota; Metazoa; Arthropoda; Insecta; Diptera; Drosophilidae. The record is from RefSeq and is a predicted model, not a curated record. Gene Ontology annotation, biological process: inositol catabolic process. The transcript has 4 exons. Gene Ontology annotation, cellular component: cytoplasm. Gene Ontology annotation, molecular function: iron ion binding; inositol oxygenase activity.
CGGCGGUUCAAUUGCUCGGAACUGUUUAACUUCUGGUCUAAUACUCUAACGUUCGAAUUUCUUCAAUAUGAGAAUCCUGGCGGAGAAUCAGAUCCACUUGCUGGAUCCUUCGGAGCUGAUGCGGCCAGAGCCCACGUUCUCCGACAAGAAUCCCUCCAAGUUCCGGGACUACAGUGUGGACGAAACAGAUCCGUUGAAGGAGCGCGUGCGUCAAACCUAUCGUCAGAUGCAUCUGAAUCAGACGGUGGACUUCGUCAAGGGUCGCCGGAAUCACUGGCUGAAAUUCAAUACGAUUCAAAUGACGGUGCGCGAAGCUCUGGAGAAACUGAACGAUCUGGUGGAUGAAUCCGAUCCCGACCUGGACCUUCCAAACAUCAUACAUGCCUUCCAGGCGGCCGAGCGGGCACGCGCCGAGUUUCCGCAACACGACUGGCUGCACUUGACGGCACUCAUUCACGAUCUGGGCAAGAUCAUGGCCUUCUACGGAGAGCCACAGUGGGCUGUUGUCGGUGACACGUUCGCUGUGGGCUGCCGCUGGGGCGACAGCAUCGUCUAUCGGGACGAGAGCUUUGUCGGAAAUCCGGACGGUGCCAAUCCCGCCUACAAUACCAAGUAUGGCAUCUACAAGCCCAACUGUGGCGUGGACAACUUGCUCAUGUCCUGGGGCCACGACGAGUACAUGUACAGUGUGCUCAAGCACAACAGAACCAAGCUUCCCGACGUGGCCUGCAACAUAAUUCGCUUCCAUUCGUUCUAUCCGUGGCACAAUGGUGGUGACUACAAGCACCUGGAGGCCCCCAAGGAUGAGGAGACCAAGAAAUGGGUGCUGAUUUUCAAUCGCUAUGAUCUGUACACCAAAAGCGAGGUAGUGCCAGACAUCGAGGCUCUAUGGCCUUAUUACCAGACUCUGAUCGACAAAUAUCUGCCAGGAGUCUUGGAGUUCUAAAAGUACCAUAAGUAAUGUAAUCAUAUUAAUACCUAAAGAAAUUUAAAUAGCUACUGUGAGUAUAUACUCAUACUCAUAUCCGUUUUCAUAAGUACGAGUAUCCCUAACUGAAUAUCAAAAGUACUUACAUACAUAUGACAAUAAAUACCCAAAUCCCAUAAA